This is a messenger RNA of Homalodisca vitripennis (glassy-winged sharpshooter), 2778 nucleotides long. Its product is annotated as brain-specific homeobox protein homolog. The record is from RefSeq and is a predicted model, not a curated record. Gene Ontology annotation, molecular function: DNA binding; DNA-binding transcription factor activity, RNA polymerase II-specific. NCBI's taxonomy places the organism in Eukaryota, Metazoa, Arthropoda, Insecta, Hemiptera, Cicadellidae. Gene Ontology annotation, biological process: regulation of DNA-templated transcription. The transcript has 5 exons. The coding region runs from base 219 to 917 and encodes 232 amino acids.
CCCGCCAGUUUACUAUAAGUCGUCCGUAGCAUCGGUGUACUACUUUGUGUGCUACCAACUAUUUUUAAAUCCCCAAAAGGACUUCCUUUCUCUUUUUCCAAAUAAAUUUAAUUCACGUUACAAAGUUUUUUGAUGCUGUGAAUUGUACUUUCCGGCCUGAGGACUACUACAGGGUGUUGUGAUUAUAAUUGUUAUGAUCCUGGAAUGAUAACCUAAUCAUGGAUAUCCUUCAGCAUCCUCUGGACAAGGAUCCCCAGCGGUCUUCUACUAGUCAGAGGACCUCCUUUCUCAUAGAGGACAUUCUUUUUAGACCUAAGACCGGGCAUCCAAGCGGACACCCCAAUCAGAUGCCGUCGCCAGUGUCCCGCGCUCUAUCCCGCGCUGCUGAGUGCUACCCGCUCCUGCCGCCCGCAAUGGCAGCCGCCUACCUCACCUACCCUGGCUCCUACCUUCACAAGUCGGAGCCUUUCUUCCUCACAUCUCCAGGUCUGCCAUUCGGCUCGCUGUUCACUGGUAGCGCCACGGACUACGGCAGUAAGCACUGUCGACGUCGCAAGGCCCGCACCGUGUUCUCCGACCACCAGCUGACCGGGCUGGAGAAGAGGUUCGAGGCCCAGCGGUAUUUGUCCACGCCGGAGAGGGUGGAGUUAGCCACGGCACUGCAGCUCUCUGAGACCCAGGUGAAAACAUGGUUUCAGAACAGAAGAAUGAAACACAAAAAGCAGCUGAGGAAAUUGGCAGAAGAUAAAAACCACUCCAGUAAAUCGACGGCUGCUAUUUCCAGCUCCACAGGUUCGGAACACCCAGUCGACUUCUCGCAGGGCCCUGGCAAGCUGAUGUACUCUGGCGACGACGGUUCGGACUCCGAGGAUGAGAUCAUCGACAUAGUGGGAGAGAACAGCCGGUACCGUCAGUAGACUGACAAGAGUCAGAGACAGUCGCGCCUAUACCACGUGGUGCAGAAGAGCGGGGUUGUUCUGACAUAGGAGACUGCUUUACAGUGAUCACACCCAGCAUUUCAGUGCGCCAGACGAGAUGGAUUGUGAAGUAUUUUUUAUGUGUAAACUCUUUGGAUUUUGAAAACUUGAGUGGUGGUGAAAAAUAAACUACAAAACUGUUUAUUUCUAACAGUUGGAGGAGGACCGUAAUGAUUUGUUCCCAAUUUGAAAAGUUAAACCAUCGUGUUGUUAUCUGUAUUGGAAAGGACAGUGUUUUAUUUUUUAUAUUAGUCGUCAGUAUCUAAUACAGAUUAUGACUAGUUUAGUGUAAAGAGUGUCAACCUUUCUUGUACUUAAACAUCCACCUAUAAUUUGAUGUUUGCCUACUAAUUACUACUGGAUCGUAAGAACAAUCCAGUACAGUAUUUUAGCUAACCUAUCCAUUUAAUUUCGAGUGCCUCGAAUUGUAAUAAUUUAUUGUAUGUUUUUGCUACAUGUUUAAAAAAGAAAAGAGUGUCGCCGUAACACAGUUAUUGUCACUUGUUGAAGUCACUUUCCUUUUGAUGUUCCUUGUGACAUAGUGUUCAACUUUCUUACAUAUUCUUAUCAAAAUUAUUAUGUACUUCCUUUUCUCUCAUCCCUCCUCUAUUGCCUAUGAAACCAAAAAACUAUUGUAAUUAAUAAUUUUGUAAUAAAUUUCAUUUAAUGUUGCAGUGAUUUAAUUUAAUGAAAGUUUAGUUUAAACUAUUGACUAUGAAAAAUCAGUUUAUAUAAGUUGUCUCCCAAGUAAAAUUGACAGAAGUAUUUAACAAAAAUUAAAAUUGGCAUAAAUAAUGUAUUUUAGCAAUUUAAAAAUUUAAAAAGGUAGUGUAGCACGUUCUCUAUAGUAAGGUUACAAGUAGCAAUGGGUGCUGUGACUUCGGUGGUAGAAUUCACAAACAAAAUUAUAAAAAACAGAAAUUUUGGCAACAAAGUAUACUUUAUAAGUUUGAAUUUAAUAAUAUUUCGUGUUAAAUUCCUAAAAUUAUUCUAGUAUUGCUACAUACCGUAGUUAAUUUUCAAGGAUUUCCAUGAAAACUUCAUUUAAAACCAAUUUAUUAGAAAUCAGGACUAAUCCGUUUAUAUAGUCCAAUAAGAUUAUUAAAAAUAAUGAAGAAACACAUUUAUGGGUCAGACGAGAACUGUAAAUAAUCUUUAAAUGUUUUCUUACCAAAGUUCAUUAGUAUUAGUCAAGAUAAUAUUUUCUAAACAUCACCUUUUUAGAUAGUUAUUUAUAAUUUAUAUUUAAAUAGUUAAAUAAUGCAUUGUUUGUUCGAAACAAGCUAUCGGACAUUUGUAUUAUAGCAAUAUUUCAUUUUUGAUUCUUACAAUAAUUAAUUAAUAAAUCAUUAAUAUUUAAUUAUUGAAACUCAUUUACAUUUUUAAAAUUACAAAUUAAAUAAUCUUUUUUCUUAAGAACCAUGGCAUGUUUCCAACAAAUAAAUCAUAUGUAAAAAAGUUUCCAACGUCUUAAGUGUAGGAUUUCUGUGCUGUCCUCUUUAAAAUAAUAACCACACACAAAACUGUUUCAUUCUUGUAGCAUGACGUAAACCGAUUGUGUUUACGUUUCUUACUGCCCAGUACGCCGCGUGCAAAAAACAAAAGCGCCUUGUUCAUACCUAACUUAGUUCUCAUUGUUUUUAGCCUUAUCAUAUGUUCAAAGUGCCCCUAUGUACAUUUUCUGUGAAAUAAAUACUGUAUAUAACUUGGCAUAAUGUAUAUCUUGUAUUGUAUUUAUGUCGUACAUAUUUGUUUAGUGUAAUGUAUUGUACAAUAAUAAAAGUUACCUUAUGUAGUGUAA